AUGCAAAGCGAUAUAAUCGUAAGCACAGAUUUACCUGAGUAUAAUAAAAGUAGGAUGAACAUGAACGGUGUGAUGGAUAUAAGUGGCUAUAAUGGUAGUGGUACCCCUGGUUGCAGGGAGGAAACGAAUGAAGACAACACAAGUGGCAUAUAUGAAAAAGGGAAUGUAGUUAAUUACGACGAUACGAGUAGUGCCACAUUUAAGGAUGGCAUUGAAAGUAGGAACGAUUGCAAUAUUUCUCCAGCAGAGAUAAAAGUUCCAACAACCCCCUCCCCCAUUAAUGAAAAGAAUGUGAGUAAUUCCACCGAUACAACACAGGUGACAUCCAUUUCUGUAACAAGUAAAACGUAUGACCAGGCACAGAGUAGUAACUGCGCAAAUGGUAAUAGUGAAAUAUUUGCACAAAAGGAGGAAGAGGGGAUGGGAGAAACAUUUACGCGUAAUGUAGAAAAUUUGGGAAGCCUCAAAAGCAGUACACAUGAUAGUUUUGAGGUGAUUUCUGCCAGCGGGGUAAAGUCAGCUUCUGCAGGAGACGUCCACCCGGGUGAUAAUGUAACUCACGCGGAUUCACCUAUUAAUGAGAAGGAACCACCCAUGGGUGAGGGGUCGAUGGACUCAGGAGUAAGAUGCCCCAGUGUGAACGCGUCAGUCGAUGCAACAAGUGAUUCCAAGAAUAACAACACGCCAGUGCGUAACAGCGAAAAUGGCGCAGGUGACCAGAACAACGCCAACGCUGUUUACUCCUCCCUGCGUGUAAACAACGUUAACACCACAAGUGACGUUUCCGCCAAUGUGUCAAAGUUGAAUUCGAUGACCGAAAGUAAUGCUAAAAUGAAUAACGUUUCUGAAUGUGCAAAUUUGAUAGAGGGCAGCGAUAAAGUGCCAGACUGUAAAGUGGUCACCCGUGAGGAAGGUGACCAGUUCGAAAGUGGGCCCUUCGAGAAGAGCAGUAACAACCACAGUGUCAACAUGCACAGUGCAAGUGCAGGUGGGAGCGGCAACGCCAGUGGUAGUGCAAGGAACGAUAGCAGUAACAGUGGGGAAAACGCCAACAGUGGCAACAGUGGUAAUAGUGGCAAUAGUGGUAAUAGUGGUAACGGUGGUAACGGUGGUAACGGUGGUAACGGUGGCUACAGUGGUAACAGUGGCAGCAAUAGUGGGGAGGAUGGGGAAAACGACGGCGAUAAGAACAGGAAGAAUGGCCAGCAUGACGCCGGAAGUGGUGAAGGUACCGGCCCCAUGGAGAACCCCAACGAGGGGAAGAACGAGGAAGACUCCAAAAAAAAUGGAAAUGGUGAUGAUCCAAGUAAUGAUCCCAAUAAUGAUCAGAAGGACGAACAUAGUAGGAGCAAAAAUGCCGAUGCCCUUAACCGAAGUAACAAUAGUAGUGAUAAUGGAAAGAAGAAAAAAAACAGUAACAACGUUGAAGGGAAGAAUGGUAGCGGUAAAGGCCAUUCAGUGUCAUCCCCCAAAUCGAACAGUAACAAUAGCUCUGCGCCAGUUAGUUCACUAAACGCAGAUGCACCCGAGUUUGUUCCAUCGACCAAAGGAAUGCAGGGAAAUUUAUCCUUCAACAGUUUAAUGUGGAACCAUUACUACCAGGAUAUGUCUAAUGGAGCAUUCGGAGGAGUGGCAACGAAUGGAUUGAUUAGUAACAUGGCUGCCCAGGGAAGCAAUAGUAUGAUGAGUCCAAACGGGAUGAUAGGUCCCCUUGGUGGAAUGGGCCAUGGUCCAGGGGAUCUAAUGAAUUUAGCAAAUUCGACUCAUAUGUCAGCAUCGAAUGGGGGCAUAGGUUUAAACAUUCCCAAUAAUGCAGGUGUGAUGCUCCCCCAAGUGAAUAAUCUAACUAGCAUGGAUGGUCGAAACGACAAGGGGAACCUUCCCACGGGUGGCCUGUCUACUACGACUACCGGAAGUAUGAAUAACAACGCAGGGAAUAAAUCCGUGAGCAGUUCUAAGCUGGGAAAUAGCAAUAAUAAUGCCAAUUCAAGUGGCCAUGAAAACAGCGUGACGGCAACUUCGUCCAACAUGAUACACGGUUCGGGGGGGGCUUCUGUACUAGGAAAAGCAGGUGCAAAUAAUAGCGGAACGGAUUCUAACUUUUUAAAUUCAAGUGGGAUGUUACCAGGAAUGAAGAACAUGAGGGCUAAUAAUUUUAUGAACGGUUCAGAGAAUUCUGGUCCUUCGCCAUUUCACACGAUGGAUCCACAUCAAGGUGGACAUCCGCAAGCUUUUCAGCCAAAUGGAUCCAUGAUGCAUCCACCCAAUUUUUACGUCAAUCCUCCUUACUUAAUGAAUAACCGUUCGCAUGUGCACCCACCUCAUCCUCAUCACCCUCACCCGAAUGCUUUACCUGGACCCCCUCAGUCAUUAUUCACUCCUCCAAUGUCUUAUGGAAACGGUUUAGGAUCGGGGAAUGUCCCUCAUGAUUUUCCUUUCCCACAACCACCCCCAUCUGUAUAUGGUUCGUUUGGAAAUAAUACUAACCUGAUGGGAAAUAAUACGACUGCCUUAUCAUCCUCGAAGAAUGGAACUAUGAACAUUAAUCCGUAUAGUUUUAUGCCAUGUGGAUUACCUACGCAUCCACCCCCUCCUCAGUUACAGCAUAAUGGUCCCUUAAAUUUGACUGCCCCAUUGGAAACACACUUCAUUUCAGGCAAUUCGGGUAAUGGAGGUGCGCCGUUGAAAAUGUCCUACAAUCAUGUGGGUCAGCCGAACAGACGAAAUAUGUAUAACCACUUCAACAUGGGUAAUAUGCACGGUGGGGGAAGUAACCUCACGGAUGGCAACUUCGAUCCCAGCGUUAGUAAUAAUAACAGUAACAUGAGUAAUGUGAUGGGGGGUGGAGCGGCCGGGGCGGGCAUGUCUUACGGGUAUGGAAACUUCAGCGGAACGCAUAACGUAAAUGGUAGCAACAGUGGUAAUCUACUUCCUGUUGGGGAAAACGCUGGAAGUAACAACAAUAGUGGUAAUGUUAACGGUGUAAAUGCGGGUGUAAACAGUAACGCAAAUAAUGGUGCGAACAACAGUGGCAACAACAGUAGUACCAGUGGAAUGCACCUAACCCCAGGAUUAGGAAACAACAUGGGUAUGAGCAACACAAGUGGGAAUGUAAUCUGUAUGAAUGGACCGUUGCAUAUGACUAAUGUAAGUGCCACUAAUGUAACUCCGUUAUCGCAUCAUCAUAUGAACCAAAUGAACAACGUAAUGUCGGGAGGAGCUACAGGUGGAGCUACCAUGGGAGCAAUGACCGCAGGAGGAAUGCACAUGGGAAAUAUUCCACUGAAUCACAACAUGAUGGUGAAUGGCAUGGAAGGAAUGGGUGGCCCGGUUGGAGGAGCAAUAGUUACGAAGCAACAGAAGAGAAAUAAUACAUACGGAGAAAGGAACAUGAACAAUGCAGGUGGAACGAAUAAUAAUAAUAGCGGUGGUAAGGCAGGAGCCCAUCGGGAUAGCAAAGGAGGAGGUGUAUCUUCAGGUUUGACUUCCUAUGGGAAGCAGGACAGUAAGAAAGGCAACAAGUACAGUGGAAGUGGAGCAAAUAACAUGAACGUAAAUUUUAAUGCCCAUUCGGGUAGUACUGUGAGUCAUGCCAUGGGUAGUGGAUCGAAAAAUAUAUACGUCAGUGGAAAGGCAGCAAAACAGGAAGCACUCCUCUACGGAAGGGACGAAAAUGGAAACGUGACUACGAUAUCCCCUGGGACGACUUUAUCCCAAGGGGGGAACAACCAUUUUGGCAAAACAUCCACAGGGAAUAAUAAUAACAACGCCAUUUUGUUAACGGGUCCAGGUAGUAAUAUAGCGAAUAGUAACAAUAAUAUGAGUGGUGCAUUACAUCAGAAAGAAUCGGAUUUAAGUGGUUCUAUGAAUGAAAAUUUAGAAGACAUGAGUGGAAGUAAGCUUGUGCAGUACGAUGGUAUUACGAACGAAGGGGGAAAGGGCUCCUUCAAGGGGAAAGCCGGACCAUACAGUAGCGUUAAUAGUACCAAUGCGAGGAACAAAGGCAGAAACAACAGUAGCAAUUCGAACAGUUUGGGUUCAACCCAUGUGGCUCUGCCCAGCAGUAACAAUGAAACCAGCAUAACAGGCGAGAAGAGAUUCUUUAACAAGCAUGAAAAGAAUAAGGAAGAUUACAAAGGGGGCAAAAGUUACGGAAGUAACAAAGUGGGUGAAGAAAAAGGGACCUACAGUCAUAUGGGUGGUGCUGCAUCAGGAGUGGUAGGGUCUAAGAAGGAUGCACCUAAGGAUAGCAAUAAGGUGGGCACAAAAAAUGUUGACGUGCAUGUGAAGAAGCCAUAUAACGAUAUGCUUGGACAUUCGAAUAGCGGUAAUAUGGCAAAUCAGCAACAACCCCUCAUAAACAACAAGCAGCAGCAACAGGGAAGUUAUGCAACUAGUGGAAAGUAUCAGAGCAAUGUCGACAAGCGAGUGGGACAUAUGAGAAAUGCUGAAGGGGGAAAAAGUGUAAAUGAGAAGAAAUUGAAAAAUGAGGAAGAUAAGAAGUUCAAGGAGAAGGAUAGCAACAACAACAACAACAACAUGGUAGCAGGAACUGCAAAGGGUGUAGCAGCAAAAGCGGGAUCCACACCAACGGGAGGAAGAGACGGAAGUAAUUUUACCGUCCCGAAUAUGAAUGAUCAGGGUUUACUUCCCAAUAACGAUAACGUGAAUGGUAAAAAUUUGCCAACUGUUGGAGGAACCGAGGGGGUAAAUGGCCCCUACCCCAAUAAUAACUACAACGCAAAUGCCAUGAACAACAAACAGAACGCAAGUUAUGCGAAUGCGAAGAAUGCGAAAAAUUUUGAUAAGAAGAGCACGGAGUUUUCCUCCUGGGUGAAGAUUGCCAAGAUGAAUCCCACCAGUAAAAAGAAAGGAUAUAAAAACAGCCUGAACGGGCAACAGGAGAGUGGAAGUAAUCACGUUACUGGUGCAGGUGUUGCUGGAGCAAGUUCCAUGGCGAGUGCUAAUUUGAAACACCACGAUGGUGGUAACGCAGAGAAGGGAAGCAGUGGUCACCAUGGGAUUGGAGGUGCAGCUGGGGUGGGAGACCAAACCAAUAACACGUUUAAUAAUGCGAAAAGCCGAGGACACAAUAAUGAAAGCGCAGCAGGAGGAUACUCCAAAGGGGACAAUUCAACAAUGAACGGAACGUUGCAUGUAGGGCACGAAAAUGGACCACAGGGUAAUACCCAAACUAGCAGGGAUGGAAAGAAGAGAAAAGAGGAGGAAGAACAAAGAGCAGAGAGACACAAAGGAAUGGUGAACAAAGUUGUGACCGGAAUGAACAACAACAAUAAUCUUCUGCAUUACAGCAAAUCCAACAGAAAGGGAAGCGAAGACAAAAGCGAUAUCAUGAUAAAUAGUAACGCCAAGAAUAAGAAAUUGCCCCCCUAUGGAAGCGCAAAAAGUAGUAGUUACCAUGAAAAGGAGGGGGUUAAAGAAAGGGGAGGCAAAAUGAAGUACGACAGCAGCAGUAGCGGAGUGAAGAAGGUCGAUAUGUUGAAUGAGCGAAAAGGAGGAGGAGGAGGAAGUGGUGGUGGAACUGUUGUUACGAACACGUCUGGAAAUAUUUAUUCCUCCCACCGACAGAGAGAAAAAAUGAAAAUCCAAAACGUCGAAAUUAAGCAGAUUAAUGAGAAGGUUAUGAAGCGAAGAAGUGAGGAUCGUAAAGAAGUCACAGAGAAAAAAGGGGAACCCCAGGAACACGGAAAAAGGGUUACUCACCCAGGUAGCAGUAAUAAGCAUGCCGAGAGGGAGGAACAACCAGAUUUAGUAAAGAAGCAAGGAAGGGAUCAUGCGUAUGAGGGAAAAGGCAAAGUGCAUUGUAACGGGGAAGUAAAAAAUGCCGAAUAUGAAAAAGAGAUGAAUGAUCAGGAAUCCGUAGUAGUAGCAGGGGUUGGAAGGGACGACGCUUAUCAGAAUGACAACCUGAAGGAGAAUAACGCGCAAAUGAAAAAGGAAGGCAGCUAUAAGUACGAAGCAGGAACAAACGAGUACCACAGCCAGGCGACCCACCAGAACGUCAAUCUGGAUGCAAAUGCAAAUGUCAAUCUUAGUGGUAGUGCGAAUGACAACUGCUCGGCGUCGACCUACUCGAACUCGAAGAACUCCGUGUGGGAUGGAAAGAUUUCUUUUGCCGAAAUGGCCAAGAGGAAGCCAAAGAAAGAAACGAAAGAGCCAAGGGGAGGAGAUUCGAAGAAUCCAAAGUCGGAACCUUCUCACAACGAUAGGAAGAAUAUGCACCAUGGGUUGAAUAAUAAAGGAGAUAAAUCGUCUAAGAGGAGAGACCAGCGUGGAAAGAGGUACGACUCGAACAGCACUAUUCGAGACAAGCCAUCCGGAGGAGGAACGAUGUUGCAGCACAGGGGAGGUGAAAAUAUUGAGAAGAAAAAUUACAACAGUGGUAACAUGAAUGAUGGUAGUAACAGCACCAGCAGGGACAGUGUCCGGGGAGGUGCAAACGAAGUUAGAAAGAGAAACGAUUUGAAGGAGCAUGUGAAAAAAGGAUAUGAUGGUGGAAGUGCGGCAUCCAGCAUGAGGGAUUCUAGGCGACGUGGAGGUGCCAUAGCAGAUGCACCACAAAAGGGUUACAGUAACAAGAGGGAAGAGAAGGAUAUGGUGGACCAUAUAACGGUUGAUCAGAAUGGCACGCUAUCCGAGGUAGAAGGAUCGAAUGACACGUAUCACAAACGCGUGGUUGGGGAAAGCAAGGACGGAUUGCGGGACGGCAUUAUGGAGGCAGACGAAGUGAGCAAGGAUAAUGCAACGAUGGAGGAGGAAGCAGUUGCGGCGGUUAAAGAAGUCGAAGCGGUCGAAGAAGGUGAUGGUCACGUUGAGGUCUGUCCCGAUGCCGUUCCCCAACCGGACGAUAUCCAACUGCAAAUGGAAAGCUCCAAAAAAAUAUUCCACGACGGCGCAGAAAGAAUGCUUAUUCCCGUUGUCCAGCGUGAUACGGAAGAUGCCAAAAUUGUGGAAGGAAGUAGAAUCACCGCAAAUAACAAUAACGUAACGGAUCAUAGUGUAAGUAGCAGCGUUGCCAAAUUUUCACCCCCAACAGAUGUAGAUGCAGACGCUUCUAUGCAUCGCACAGAUGAAUGGAGCGUGAAGGAUGCAAAGAGGAACCAAAUGAAAGAAGAAUCAGAAAAACUAUUCCCAGAUGGAUUGUCAAAGAGUGAGAAAAUGAAAGUGGAAAGUGCAAAGGACGAAAAGGACGAAAAGAACGAUUUGGAGGUAGUGGCAUGUGAGGGAGAGCGCCAUGGAGUACAUAUAGAAGAGACGAAGAAGGUCCACGUAGUAAUUACCGCUGAUGAGCAUUUCUCCGAGAAGAAAGAAGUGAACACCCAAGGGGUGCAAAAUAACAGGUUUAGUGUCCUCAUAAAUGGUAAAAUUACGGAGCCAAGUGGAGACGCGAAAUGUGUUGACGAGGGUAGUACCAGUAGCGUUGCUGUGAAGAGUAAAGUACCAUUGGAGGGUGUAAGUAAUGAAAAGGGAAUAGAAGGCAAGGAACAAAACGACGGAACGGGAAAAUGCCUGGUGGAGGAAGAAACCAAGUCAGCCAUUACCAUCGACACGGAAGAAUCAGUGAAGGUAACGAAAUCGACGAACGAAGAUUUGGUGGCAGGAAAAAAUGAAAAGAGCAAAACGGGAAAGAAAAAGUAUGGCCUCUUUAGCGAUAUUAAGAAAUGGGCCAAGGGGAAGCUGACCGAUGCGGGAAGCUCAGCAAAUGCCGCCCAGCAGGAGAAGAAAAGCAAGGGGGACGUAACUAAGGAUGUAGCCAAGGAUGUAGCCAAGGAUGUAGCCAAGGAUGUAACUAAGGAUCUAACUAAGGAUGCAACCAAGGAUGUAACUAAGGAUGACGUUACGAUCAAAGUUGACGCCCCGAGUAAGGACAACCAAAAGGAAACCAACGUGGAAAGCGCAGGGGACAAGGGCGAAGUGCUGAAAAAGGAGAACGAUAAUGUGGUGGCAAGUGUCGACGUGAAGGUGGAUGAAACGAGUGGCGUAAGCUGCAGCGCUGAUGCCGUGCCAGUUGUUUUGAACAGCGAAAAGAAGGAGGCCGCCCCGUCCAGUGAGGAGAAAGAGGAAAUGAGUGAAAGCAAUGUGGUACCACCAGGGGAUGUGGAGUCCAAGAGUAAAGCUGAUGGGUUGUUAGAUUCGCUGGAAAAAAAAGCAGACGAAUUUGAAGUCGAAAAGGAAGGUGAUACUGUCGCUGCGAAGAGUGAGAAAGAACAGGAAGAGUCAGAGAAGGAAAAGGAGAGACAACGAAUGAAACAGAUGAAGUUGGAACAAAUGGGGAAGAGUAAAAUUUACUCAAAAAUUGAUUUAUUGGAAAUAUUUGUGGGAAAUAAAUGGAACAGUGGAGAGGAGAGGUUCAAUUUUAUGUUGUCAUACAAUCCAGAUGUGGAUAGCCAAAAAGUUGGAAACAACGUCAUGGGUUCUUGCAACAUAAACCAUCAUAUGGAUACGAAUGGAAUGCAGAUGCAAAUGCAGAUGCAGGUGAAUAACCAUAUGGGUUCUAAUGCGCUUGCGCAUGAAGGGAAGAAUGUCAUAUACAGUAAGAGAUACAUGAAUAUGAUUGCUGCGGGUGGUGGACACGGUAGUGGUGGAGGCGUAACUAUGGGUAAUAACUACCUGGGUGGAAAUAAUAAUCAUGGCGUUAUGGGUGGCAAGCAAUUUGGAAUGGGUUCUGCUGGUGGAGGAAAGAACAACGACGAUGUGUGGAGAUACGCCCAAGGGGGUAAAAGUGGAAUGAAUAGCGGUGGACACUUUGCAAACGGUGGAGUUAAUAUGGGCAUGAAUUUUGGUGACAUGAAUCAUAGUGGUGGUAAAGGUGGCAUGGGAUCCGGUAUCGGUUCUCUAGAUGCGCAUAACAUGGGUGGCGGUGCGUUAGGAAAGAUGGGUCAGACAAAUCUAGAAUGGAGAAAAAAUGACGGAGAUAAAUUGAAGGGAUUCUUUGAUUCUACACGCGCUGUCGAAUCGCCAGAUGCAUGGAGACAUAACAACCAUAGUGGUGCAACCAAAACUGUGGCAGAAAAUAGCUGGCUGGUGAAGCAAAGUCAGUUGAAAGCAGAUAAGUACACAUGCAUGAUGAGGAAGCUAAGAGGUAUCCUUAACAAACUGACGUUUGAAAAAUUUGACCUCCUCUAUGAGCAGAUAAUCCUAGUAGGAAUAACAAAGUUAGAAGAAAUCAUAGGAUUGAUGAAGUUAGUUUUCGAGAAGGCAGUGACGCAGCAUCACUUCGUUCAGAUGUAUGUCCAGUUGUGUAAAAAAUUGAACGUCCAUUUUCAUAACAUGAAGUUGGAGGAUGAGAGCAUCGUUCAGUUUAAAAAGAUUCUAAUUAACCAGUGCCAAGAUUCUUUUGAAAAUAAUCUAAAGCCAAUUGAAUACCCAGAACACUUAACGAAUGAAGAGGAAAGAUUCGAAUUUGAGCAGAUGCAUAAGAAUAAGGUUAGAGGAAAUAUGCUGUUCGUUGGAGAGUUGGUAAAAUCGGGAAUUAUUUCCAUUCCAAUUGUCUUUGUUUGUAUUAAGCAGUUGUUGGAGAAGAGGGAGAGUUAUAUUUCUGCGAAGAAUGACACCAAUGAAGGAAACCUACACUUGGAAGCGCUGUGCAUGUUUUUGAACACCGUGGGGGAAAUUCUUGAUACGCAUGAAAAGGCCAAUCAGGAAAAAGUGAAGGAGCUUUACAACACUCUUCACGCCUUGAUAAAUGAUGAAAGCAUUACCUUCCGUGUGAGGUGCCUCAUUAAGGAUGUUAUUGACAACAGGAAUGAAAAAUGGAACAAGAAGUUUGCUCACAAAUUGGAGGGACCCACCACACUUAGUGUAUUGCACGAUAAGAUAUUAAAAGAGUCUAUUGAUCAAAGUAGUAGAAGCUUCAAUAGCAGCAGCAACAUGGGUAGUUACCACGACAGUAAGAUGAACAGCAGCCUUAGCAACAUGAGAAACAAUCUCCUUCGUAACGCCAAUUUUAAUAUGGGUAGUAGCAACACUGGUGGGGGUAUGAACGUAGGGGGUAGUGGUGGCCUUGGCGGAAACAGCAGCAACAAUUCAGGGUUCAGUAUGAUGGGUAUGCGAAACCUUGCUGGAGGAGGAGGGAUGAAAAAUAUAGACCCUAAUAAAAAUAUGAAGAAGCUAUCCCUAAAUUUGAUGAAGGCCAAAAAUGCCAGUACGUCGAAAAUGAUGGGUGACGAUAUGAUGAAGGGAAGUGCACUCAGCGGUGCAGGCCAAGACGGAGCAGCCAAUUCGGGUGGUAGUUUCUUCGACAUGAUGUCAAAGAAUCAGUUCGCCUUCAAGAGUGGCCAGCAGGGCUUUAUGAAUAACGAAAGUGCAAAUGGCAUUAGCAAUGCCAACAGUGGAGGAGGCGGUUUCUUUAGCAAUCUGAAUUCGAGGUUCCCGGGAAAGGAAAAGAGCAACAACGGUGGAAACGCAAACAGUGGCAGUGCCAAUGAGGGAAACUUCUUCAUGAGAAACGUUAACCUGAAAAAGAGCGGCGCGGAAGGAAGUGCAGCUGAAGGUGCCCCUAUUGGAGGUGGCACCGUUAGCGGUAGUGCAAAUGACGAGACGGGAAAAACUGAGGAACAGCCCAAUGACGCCUCAACCGGAGAAGAAACCAUAUUGGCGGGGGAAAGUGGUUCUCCCAAUGACGACGCAGAAAAGAACGCCCAAACGGAGGGAACACCGAACGAAGGAACAAAUAGUUUAAAUGAUGAUAACGCCUUCACCGAGCAGUACCUCCCCAAGGUGAACGAAAUUCUGGAGAUGUCCACCAUCACAGGAUCAGACGAAUGGGAAACCCUAACCAGAAAAAUCGAAAAUUUGAAUAUCCCCCCGAAAUUUAAUGAAAAAUUACAAACCAACAUUUUAAAGCUUACCCUUAAGAAAUACGCAUGUAACAAAAACGUCGAAAAAAGUGCAGAUUAUUUUAACUGGCUCAUCUCAAUAGUCCUGUUGAAUAAAAUCGACUUGGAAUCUUUUAAACCAUGUUGGAAGACCUUCAUGUUGGAGAGUGACGAAAACAGCUAUGAGUGCACCAAGGAGGACUACCCCCUCUUGCCUUGCUUGGCGAAGAAUUUCAUUAAGGCGAUUGAACUGCAUGACACGAACCACCUGCUCUACGAUGCGGCCACGAUUGACCAAAUGAAGAGCGUCAUCUGA
Plasmodium coatneyi is the source of this 11154-nucleotide messenger RNA. RefSeq lists its product as uncharacterized. The record is from RefSeq and is a predicted model, not a curated record. Lineage: Eukaryota; Apicomplexa; Aconoidasida; Haemosporida; Plasmodiidae. Gene Ontology annotation, cellular component: eukaryotic translation initiation factor 4F complex. The transcript has a single exon. Gene Ontology annotation, molecular function: translation initiation factor activity; mRNA binding; protein binding. The coding region runs from base 1 to 11154 and encodes 3717 amino acids.